Penicillium paradoxum is the source of this 1440-nucleotide messenger RNA. RefSeq lists its product as uncharacterized. Gene Ontology annotation, cellular component: cytoplasm; mitochondrion. Lineage: Eukaryota; Fungi; Ascomycota; Eurotiomycetes; Eurotiales; Aspergillaceae. The coding region runs from base 1 to 1440 and encodes 479 amino acids. The record is from RefSeq and is a predicted model, not a curated record. The transcript has 4 exons. Gene Ontology annotation, molecular function: lipoic acid binding; acetyltransferase activity.
AUGAGUUUCAGGCGCAGCGGGGGACUCACUGCCCGCAACUUCAGACCUUGUCUACCCCAGAAUCUUCUCCGCAUCCGCUCCACUUUACCACCGCUCUUGUCCCGGAAGUUCCAUGCCAGCUCUUUGCUAUGGGGAAUUAAGUCACAAGUUUUAAAGGAUGUCGGCGAGGGCAUCACCGAGGUGCAGAUCAUUCAAUGGUACGUGGAAGAAGGGGCGUAUGUUGAGGAAUGGAAGCCUUUGUGCCAAUAUCAGUCAGAUAAAGCCGUCGAUGAUAUUACCUCGAGAUACGAGGGUGUUAUCAAGAAACUGCACUUCGAGACAGAUGAUACAGUGCCUACAGGACGGGCACUCUGCGAUAUUGAAGUCGAGGAUGGAAAAUACCACGACGAUAACCCACCACACGAACCCAAAGCAGAGUCCCCUGGACCUACCCCAGCCUCUGAGGUAGCAGCUGGGAUUCAAGCAGCCGAGUCCUCCCCAUUAUCACCCCCUCCUCCCAAUGUUGCCGACAUUCCUCAAGAGAAGCCCAAGUCAAAGCAUGCAUCCCUUGCCGUUCCCGCAGUCCGCGGGCUGUUGAAGAGUCACGGCGUGGACAUCUUAGAUGUCAAUGGGACCGGAAAAGACGGGCGGGUUAUGAAAGAAGAUGUGAUGAGGUUCGUAGCAAAGAGAGAUUCUCCCACCGCGCCACCAUCUGUGCCCACCCGAGCCUCCGCGGUACCAGACACACGGCAAGCAGAGUCAACUGUCAACUUGACCCCGAUCCAAUCCCAAAUGUUCAAGACAAUGACCAAAUCCCUGAGCAUCCCACACUUCCUCUAUGCAGAUGAACUCAAAGUCAACGACAUCACAGCCAUCCGCAAAAGGCUCGCCAGCGCCAAGCGCGAUCCUACCAAAAUCACCUUCCUCCCCUUCGUCGUCAAGGCCGUCUCACAGGCACUGACCGAAUUCCCAAUUCUCAACUCCAAGGUCGAUACCAGCGACCCCAACAAGCCCAAGCUAGUCAUGCGCGCAAAGCACAAUAUUGGAAUCGCAAUGGACACACCGACUGGUCUGAUCGUUCCUAAUAUCAAGGACGUCGCCAGCCGCUCCAUCUUCGACAUUGCCGCUGAGAUCGCGCGACUCAGCGCCCUCGGUCAGAGUGGCAAGCUGACCCCUGCAGAUCUCAGUGGUGGCACCAUCACGGUCUCGAAUAUUGGCAACAUCGGAGGUACGUAUGUAUCACCGGUGAUUGUCCCGACGGAAGUGGCUAUCCUCGGCGUGGGCAGGUCCAGAGCCGUGCCGGUCUUUGAUGAGGCCGGGCAGGUUACACGCGGGGAUAUGGUCAACUUCAGUUGGAGCGCAGACCACCGUGUCAUUGAUGGUGCGACGAUGGCGAGAAUGGGUAACCGGGUACGGGAGCUGAUUGAGUCGCCUGAGCUCAUGCUGUUAAAUCUCAGAUAA